This is a messenger RNA of Aspergillus wentii DTO 134E9, 3159 nucleotides long. RefSeq names its product ATP-dependent RNA helicase DBP10. The record is from RefSeq and is a predicted model, not a curated record. Gene Ontology annotation, molecular function: ATP binding; RNA helicase activity; RNA binding. The transcript has a single exon. The coding region runs from base 224 to 3028 and encodes 934 amino acids. NCBI's taxonomy places the organism in Eukaryota, Fungi, Ascomycota, Eurotiomycetes, Eurotiales, Aspergillaceae. Gene Ontology annotation, cellular component: nucleus.
CCCUGCUGCAGGAGAGGAAGAAUUGUUUUGUCGAUGAAUUAUCUGUCGAUAUAUCCAGUAUUAUCUAUAUCUUCUGUCUAAUUUAUUUGGUGCAAAAAAAUACUCGCGUACGACGAAUGAGACGCUUUGUUUGAGCAGAUCUUUCUAUCAAUUUUUUUUUUUUUUAGCUCGCAUCCCGCCUCUGCGGUGAUUGAUUGCAGCGACUGCACGACGAGAAAGCAAAAUGCCUCAUCGAGAUGUUUCCCCAGCCGCUUCGGAGAAUGAAUUCGACAUUACGAGUGCGCUUUUCCAAAAUGACAGUGAAUCCGAUGACGACAAGGGUCUGAAGUCUAAGAAGAAGCUGAAGCAGAAGCAGAAGGCGGCGCCAACCCAAGACCUUGAUUUUCUUGGAGGACAAGAUGGCGAUGAUGGCUCGGAUGACGAGGCAUUCAUCGCGGCGCAGCAGACGUCCGCCAAUCGAAAGGGCGCAAACCUCAAGGGACGGACUGUGAAAAAGGGUGGUGGUUUCCAAGCCAUGGGUUUGAAUGCGAAUCUAUUGAAGGCGAUUACCCGAAAAGGUUUCUCGGUUCCAACUCCCAUCCAACGUAAGACGAUCCCGGUGAUCAUGGACGAACAGGAUGUGGUUGGUAUGGCUCGAACUGGAUCCGGAAAGACCGCGGCUUUCGUUAUCCCCAUGAUCCAGAAACUGAAGAGUCACAGCACCACGGUUGGAUCCCGAGCAUUGAUCAUGUCCCCUUCUCGAGAGUUGGCCUUGCAGACAUUGAAAGUUGUCAAGGAACUAGGACGUGGUACCGACCUGAAAUCCGUUCUCCUCGUUGGUGGUGACAGUCUUGAGGAGCAGUUCUCCAUGAUGGCAAGCAACCCUGAUAUCGUGAUCGCCACACCCGGUCGUUUUCUGCAUUUGUUGGUGGAGAUGAACCUAGACCUGUUCAGCAUCAAAUAUGUUGUGUUCGACGAGGCCGAUAGACUUUUCGAGAUGGGUUUUGCGGCCCAACUAACUGAGAUUUUGCACGGCCUUCCCCCGACUCGACAAACUCUCCUCUUCUCUGCGACGCUGCCCAAAUCCCUUGUGGAGUUUGCCCGUGCUGGCUUGCAGGAUCCUACUCUCAUUCGUCUAGAUACUGAGAGCAAAAUCUCCCCCGAUCUUCAGAAUGCGUUCUUCUCCGUCAAAUCCGCGGACAAGGAAGGAGCUUUGCUACACAUCCUCCACGAGGUCAUCAAAAUGCCCACUGGCCCAACUGAUGUCCGGCAGCGAACAACUGACGACCCAUACGAGCCUAAUAACUUCAGGAAACGGAAGCGGACAGACAAUAAAAAAUCCAUCAACACUCAGGAAUCGCCUACGAAACAUUCGACAAUCGUCUUCGCCGCCACAAAGCACCACGUGGACUACCUAUAUUCUCUUCUACGCGAGGCCGGGUUUGCCGUCUCUUAUGCUUACGGUUCGUUGGAUCAAACUGCGCGUAAGAUCCAAGUCGGUAAUUUCAGAGCUGGUGCUUCCAACAUCCUCGUUGUCACCGACGUGGCGGCUAGAGGUAUCGAUAUUCCUAUUCUUGCCAAUGUCAUCAACUACGACUUUCCAUCGCAACCGAAGAUCUUCGUCCACCGUGUGGGUCGAACUGCCCGUGCUGGCCAAAAAGGUUGGAGUUACAGUCUCGUCCGAGACGCGGAUGCACCAUAUCUGCUUGACCUGCAGCUUUUCCUUGGAAGGAAACUUGUACUCGGCCGCGAACAAGGUGACCAGGUCAACUUCGCCGAAGAGGUUGUCGCCGGAGGCCUUCCCAGAGAUGCUUUGUCUCGAGCCUGCGAGUGGGUGAACAAGGUGUUGGACGACGAUGCCGAUCUCUUUUCGCAACGUGCCGUCGCCGCAAAAGGAGAGAAGCUUUACAUGCGAACCCGAAAUGCAGCUUCCCUCGAAAGUGCCAAGAGGUCAAAGCAAGUUGUGUCGUCCGACCAGUGGACAGCCAUGCAUGCGCUCUUCAACGACGAAUCAAGCCAAAUGGAAGCAGCUCGAGAGAACAUGCUUGCUCGGAUUGGAGGUUAUCGACCGCAGGAGACCAUCUUCGAGGCCAACAACCGACGAGGUGGCAAGGGUGAACAUGACGAAACCAUCGACACAAUCAAAAGAAUCCGCACCGCUCGUGACAACAAAAAGAGAAAGGCAGAGGCCGCCGGACAAUCCGAGUUCCUUGAGGACGGUUCCAAUGAGGUCAGCGAAACAGUUGGAAGCAAAAAGAACGACCAGGACGCUGCAUCUGACGAAGAUGAAGACAUCCCCGAGGGCGAGCCUGACAACAUGUCCCUGGCAUCUGACGGGGACCUCGAAGUUACCUUUUCGUCCUACUCGCAGUCCAAUCAAGGAAAAGCCAAGAAAGAAUCCGCAGCUGCUUUCCAGAAUCCCGAUUACUUCAUGUCUUACACUCCUAAUAAUACUUCUUUGGCUGAAGAUCGGGCGUAUGGUGUUCACACUGGUACCAACGCCAACUUUACCCAAGCCUCGCGUAGCGCAACCAUGGACCUUACUGGUGACGAGGGUGCCCGUGGAUUCGGGGAGCCUUGUACAAUGAUGCGCUGGGACAAGCGACACAAGAAGUACGUGUCGCGACAGAACGACGAGGACGGAUCCAAGGGCUCCCGUCUUGUACGUGGCGAGAGUGGCGCCAAGAUUGCAUCCAGCUUCCGUAGUGGACGCUUCGACGCAUGGAAGAAGGGCAAGCGACUGGGUCGUCUGCCCCGUGUGGGCGAGGCCGAAACGCCGGGUCUGGGUGCCGAUAUGAACAGCUCUAUGAGUGGGAAACGAUUCAAACACCGCAAGGACCAAGCACCCAAGGCAGCUGAUCCUCUACGUGGUGACUACGGCAGGAUGAAGAAGAAGGGCGAAGCGGCUAGGGAACGCAGCAUGUCCAAGGCUGGAGGAGCGGCGUCGUUCGGCAAGAGUGAAAUCAAGAAUAAUGAGGAUAUCCGGAAAGCAAGGAAGCUCAAGGAGAGGAGACGGGAGAAGAACGCCCGGCCGUCGAGAAAGAAGUAGCCGUUGGGCGUUUAUUGAUGCAGAUAUCUACGUUUGGAUGAACAGAUAUACAUACGAUGCUUAGAGUGUUUAUAGUCUACUGAUACCAGGAUGUUGUCUGUUUCGCAAUAAAAAAAAUUGUACUUUUCUUU